Messenger RNA from Drosophila elegans, 3078 nucleotides. It is a transcript of the gene Gad1, whose product is annotated as glutamate decarboxylase. Lineage: Eukaryota; Metazoa; Arthropoda; Insecta; Diptera; Drosophilidae. Gene Ontology annotation, biological process: carboxylic acid metabolic process. The transcript has 9 exons. The record is from RefSeq and is a predicted model, not a curated record. The coding region runs from base 296 to 1828 and encodes 510 amino acids. Gene Ontology annotation, cellular component: cytoplasm. Gene Ontology annotation, molecular function: carboxy-lyase activity; pyridoxal phosphate binding.
CAGCGAGUGUAGGCUGCUCAGUUCCCUAAGUUUUCCACUCAGUGAAAGUAACCAAAUAUAUAUAUAUAUAUAUAUUAUAUAUAAAAUAUAUAUUUUAAAUUCAGAAAAUUAAAGUCCGUUUAAUCAGUGAGUUACAGGCUCCGUCCCGCGAGUGUUUUCAGUGUUUUGUUGCUUGAAGGAACUCUUUCUUUUUGUUCAAAAGGCAACGUCGGUGAUUCGUCGCCCCCAGCACACAGUCAAAGUGAAUUAUCUAAAGCAGUAUAUCGACGAUAUCCGCAGGAUUAUCGAGGAGAAAAUGUCGCUCAAUCCGAACGGGUAUAAACUGUCCGAAAGGACGGGCAAGCUGACGGCGUAUGAUCUCAUGCCCACCACAGUGACCGCUGGACCGGAGACACGGGAGUUCCUGCUGAAGGUAAUCGAUGUGCUUCUGGACUUUGUGAAGGCCACCAACGACCGCAACGAGAAGGUCCUGGACUUCCACCAUCCCGAGGACAUGAAGCGACUCCUGGAUCUGGAUGUUCCUGAUCGCGCCUUGCCACUGCAGCAGCUUAUCGAGGAUUGUGCCACCACGCUGAAGUAUCAAGUCAAGACGGGACAUCCCCACUUCUUCAACCAACUGUCCAAUGGUCUGGACCUGAUCUCGAUGGCCGGCGAGUGGCUGACGGCCACGGCCAAUACCAACAUGUUUACCUACGAGAUUGCGCCCGUUUUCAUCCUGAUGGAGAAUGUGGUGCUGACCAAGAUGCGCGAGAUUAUCGGCUGGUCAGGUGGCGACUCCAUUCUGGCCCCCGGAGGUUCCAUCUCCAACCUGUAUGCCUUCUUGGCGGCGCGCCACAAGAUGUUCCCCAACUACAAGGAGCACGGCUCGGUGGGAUUGCCCGGCACUCUGGUGAUGUUCACCUCGGAUCAGUGCCAUUACUCGAUUAAAUCCUGUGCUGCCGUCUGCGGACUGGGAACCGAUCACUGCAUUGUGGUGCCCUCGGACGAGCACGGCAAGAUGAUCACCUCGGAGCUGGAGCGUCUGAUCCUGGAGCGUAAGGCCAAGGGUGACAUCCCCUUCUUUGUCAACGCCACUGCCGGCACCACGGUCCUUGGAGCCUUCGAUGAUAUCAAUACGAUUGCAGAUAUCUGCCAGAAAUACAACUGCUGGAUGCACGUUGAUGCUGCUUGGGGCGGUGGUUUGUUGAUGUCGCGCAAGCAUCGUCAUCCCAGAUUCUCUGGUGUUGAGCGUGCCGAUUCGGUCACCUGGAAUCCCCACAAGCUCAUGGGAGCCCUGCUUCAAUGCUCCACGAUCCAUUUCAAGGAGGAUGGCCUCCUCAUCAGCUGCAACCAGAUGUCGGCGGAGUAUCUGUUCAUGACCGACAAGCAGUACGACAUUAGCUACGACACCGGGGACAAGGUGAUCCAGUGCGGCCGCCACAACGACAUCUUCAAGCUGUGGCUCCAGUGGCGGGCCAAGGGCACCGAGGGCUUCGAGCAGCAGCAGGACCGCCUCAUGGAGCUGGUCCAGUACCAGCUGAAGCGCAUCCGGGAGCAGUCCGAUCGCUUCCACCUCAUCCUCGAGCCCGAGUGCGUCAAUGUCUCCUUCUGGUAUGUGCCCAAGCGGCUGAGAGGAGUACCACACGACGCCAAGAAGGAGGUGGAGCUUGGAAAGAUCUGCCCCAUCAUCAAGGGCCGCAUGAUGCAGAAGGGCACGCUGAUGGUGGGCUAUCAGCCCGACGAUCGGCGACCCAACUUCUUCCGCUCGAUCAUCUCAUCGGCGGCGGUCAACGAGGCGGAUGUGGACUUUAUGCUGGAUGAGAUCCAUCGUCUGGGCGACGACUUGUAAGGGGUUUCAGUGCGGCUUGCAUUGGAUUGGUAAUGAGACGUGGCACAACCAAGAAGUAUCGUUAAGGUAAAAGCAUAUCAGGAGACCGCAAUGAAAGACCCGGAAAGUUAAGAGACGGGGAUCGAUGAAAUCCCGCUUAUCAUCAGAGUUCAAUGUUGAAUGUACAUUUGUUUGUAUCUAUAACGUGUUGCUAGAUGUUCCUUUACGAUUUCUCAUCCCGUUAUCCGUUAACCGUUAUUCGUUAACCGUCGUUAUCCGUUCGUCCCGGAGUUGACAAAAAAAAAUUUGAAAACUAUGUAUAACCGUGGCGUUUCAUUUCCGUUCGUUGGCAACUAUAUCUAAAUCGAAGGGCACAGAGAGGAGUCUAUAAGUAAUAUUUGAAUAUCUAUAUGUAUACCGCAAAUAAUGAUAGAGAAUUCAGAGCAUAGAAGCCACCGCUCCACACACGCACCACCAAAAAACACGGAACAGUCCCAGCCCCAAACUCAAUAAAACUACGAAAUAUAUACGAUAUAGACACUGUUGGAACGCUAUCUUAACAUAUCAGGAGAAGAUGAAAGAGAUUCGAGGACUUUAGUUCAAUUCGUUGAGUUUUGCUUUGUUUGCAAAUAGUGAAAUAAUAGUAAAUGUUUUCAUAUAUCUAUGGCCAUGCGUACCUUUAUAAAAAACGAGAUCGAAAGAGACCUGUGCUUGUUAAUUGUAUAGACAAAACCAAAGAUAUGGGGAUCUAAGCUCCAGAUCCCAUUUAGUCCAUGUAUCGAACUGUGCUAUAUAUAGAGACAUGAAUACGUAUAAUCGAAUUAGUUGGAGUUUAGUUUCCAGCAAAGGGCUGACAAAUAUAUAUAUGAAUGUCCGGUGUCAAUUAAAACUCAAUUACGAAUGUUGGAAGAUUCUGUUUUCAGUUAAGAUCGAUUCGGUUAUUGGCCCAGGUUGGAAUGGAAAGAUCCCCCCAAUCAGAAGAACACAAUCAGACAUAUUACAUUCUACCUGUGCACAAAACACGUUUGUCAAUUCAGCAAAACUAAAAGAUUAAUGGUAUAAAAAUAAAUUAAACAUAUAUUGUAUUUUAAAGCGUGUUAUCUAAGUUUAUCCAGCAUCACGCUCAUUUUAUGUAUGUAUAAAUUAAUGUAUAUGUAUUUGCAGAGAUCCAAAUCAAAACCAGAACAAGAAUUAUUCCAACAUCUAUAUAAAAGCAAAUGAAUAUAUUAUAUAUAUAAACAUAUGGGUAAAUAAAAGUAACCAAAGCGCAA